Molecule: messenger RNA, 2105 nt
Organism: Antechinus flavipes (yellow-footed antechinus)
Lineage: Eukaryota; Metazoa; Chordata; Mammalia; Dasyuromorphia; Dasyuridae
Gene: LURAP1L
Product: leucine rich adaptor protein 1 like
Exons: 3
Coding region: 1076-1741 (221 amino acids)
Biological process (GO): positive regulation of canonical NF-kappaB signal transduction
Source: RefSeq, a predicted model, not a curated record
AGGAACUAAAGACAUUUAGUAAAGUAUAUAAUUUGAAACACUGUUAUGGUAAACUUUUCUUUAUUUUUAUUUUCUUUUUCACAUAAAGGAAUUUGGAAAUACCUCAAAUGCUGGGCUUUCUUUUCUUCGUUUUUAGACAGUGACAUAAUUUAAUGUCAGUUGGCUUUUCUUCCUUUAAUUUGGGAUACUUUUUUAAAAGUGUAAGGUUAAAAAAAAAAAAAAAACCUACGUGUCAGAGAGCAAGAACCUAAUGAUCCUAUUAUAGACUCCCUCAAAAAUGUGACGCCUAUGCUCCCUUACGACCGGUAGGGUUAGAAUGAUUGCGAUUUGCUCUUCUUUUCUGUGAUCUACGGUACAAGGGUUGGCCCUGCUUUGGUCCACCUGCCAGUGGGGUUUAAAGUUUCAGAGGAUCCGAGAAACACAAUGACUUGGAUCAAACUGCCCAAAGGAGAAGGAGUUCAGUCAUCUUAACUUCCAGGAAGCAGUUGAACUCCAGCUAUGCUGAGUAUCUCUCUUUAAUACAUAUGUACACAAUACCGGCUUUUUCAGUGACCAGAUUUUUGACACUACAAGAUAAAUCUGAAAACUUGGAGACAUACGGUUGGAAAAUGAAACAAUCCAGGAGUGUUACUGCAUCCUUAUAUUGUUGCCGUGCUGUUGCAGAUGGCAGUCAGUGAACACUGCAAUGGUGUGAAUGAUGAGCCACUACCCCUAAUUAGCUGUGGUCCCUACUUCAAUUUGCUGCCUGUGUGAAUCUCAAGAGGCUAAUACUAGACCUUGGAAAGAACGAUGAACUCUGCACGCCGCGGUUAGAUUCAGAGAGGAUAUAGGAGGAAAUCUGCUGCUCUGGUUGCCGCAGCUUGCAAAGGCUGCAGCUCUCUUUAAUCCGAAGAGCCUGGAGUGUUUGUUUAUUUUUAUUUUUGUUGUUGUUGUUGUUGUUGUAGUUUUUGUUUGUUUGUUUUGAUUUGGUUUGUGUGUGUGUGUGUGUCUGUGUGUUGUGUUGUGUUUGUUUUUUUUUUUUUUUUUUUUGGGGGGGGUUGCUUUUUUUUUUUUUUAAUUUAGAAAAGAAGAAGCCAUGGAAGACUGCCCACUGCCAGAUCUGAGAGACAUUGAACUGAAGCUGGGGCGCAAAGUGCCAGAGAGCCUAGUCCGGUCGCUCCGUGGGGAGGAGCGGGGCAGGGACAGAGACCAAGACAAGGACAAGGACUUGGGCAGGGGGAGCAGCAGCAGCAGCAGCAAUUGCAGCUUGUCUCCCUCUUCUUUUUCCUCUUCCUCGUCCUCCCCAGCCUCUGGCUCUCCUAGAUGUAACAACUCCAGUGCCCUGGAAAGACUGGAAACCAAGCUACAUCUUCUCAAGCAGGAGAUGGUUAACCUCAGAGCCACGGAUGUCCGGCUCAUGCGGCAGCUUCUUAUCAUCAACGAAAGCAUCGAGUCCAUCAAGUGGAUGAUGGAAGAGAAGGGUACAAUCACCAGCCGAGGCAGCAGCCUCAGUGGAAGCCUUUGCAGUUUACUGGAAAGCCAAAACACCUCCUUACAAGGAAGCUAUAAUAGCUUACAGGAUGGCAGUGAUGGGUUGGAUGGAAUAUCAGUGGGCAGUUAUCUGGACACUUUGGCAGAUGAUGUCCCAGGUCACCAGACCCCCUCUGAUUUGGACCAGUUCAGUGACACCUCCCUAAUAGAAGACUCACAGUCUUUACACAAGCAUGCCAAAUUUGAUUCUGAAUAUUAUCGUUUUGGCUAAUGAGAAGGGCUUUCUUAUGGGACUGGUGUGCAAUUAACAUAUUUAUCUUCUUUCUUGGCUGCUAUUUUAUUUUUGUGGUAAAAUUGCAAACUUUUCCAAGGAAAGCUUAUUUUAAAGUUGCUUUACAGAUCUUCAUUUGCUCCUAACAUUUCUUUUUGGGAUUGAUUUCUUCUCCUGCCUUUCUUAAUCUCCAUUCUUAAUUUAUUGCAGAGAUUAUUUCCUCAUAGUACAAUACCACAAUUGAAGUGGGAAAAAAAGAAUAAGCAAUAAACUUAUUUUUUUCUAUUUGUAAAACACAUGUUCAGGGAUUAUCAGUAAAACUUUUUGCUAAAUUUAAAAAUAAACUAUGUUCUGAUAUCAAUAA